UGGAAGAAAAGAACAUCAAAUUGAAGAAAAGAAAACUAGUGGAAUAAAGGGAAAAGAUAAAGGAGAGGAAUAAAGCAAACACACAAUAUAUAAAUCCUAUUGGUGUUUUCAUCUUUGCAAAGACAAAGGAAAGAGCCCUGAUGUUUAUGGAGCUUGGUCUACUUCAUGAUUUUUUAUAUAAAAGAGGUCAAGUUUUCAUCUGCUUCCCAGGUCUCAUUUUUCGAUCAAUUUGAUGUCAUUUUUAUGUUAGAGACAAACUCAUUUUCAGAGUUUUACUUUUGUUUGUGAAAAAUAUUUACGAUGUCUGAUGUGUGUGGUUCAAGUUUGUUUCUCUCUUUACCGGAAGAUGUACUGGUAAUCAUGUCUAAUUCUCUAACUCCUAGAGAUAUCUGUUCAAUCAGUUUGGGUUGCAAGAAUUUGAAUUCUUUCCUUUUAUCUUCAGAGAAACUAUGGUCAUCACAGUGUGAAAACCUUAAUAUUGCUAAUUCACAAGAAGAUGUUGUUGAAUGGAGAACUGGUGUUACGUCGUAUAAAUGUCUAUGUAAGUUUAUUUUUAGUGUACAACCUUUACUUGGAAUAUGGGUUCAUCAAAAUCCUGAGAUUGGCAAUUUAGUGUAUGUCAUGCCAGGGUUUUUGUCAGUUGUUGGUUGCCGAAUUUUGCCACAACAGCUUGGUCCAUUAGGGCUUCAAGAUCACUUUUGUGGGCGCCGGUUUUUGAGAUUAUCAGUGAUAUGUAUGGGGAAAUGGUGUUUUUCCUUCAUGGGAAAGAGAAAGAUGGUGACUACCUUUAUCCUGGAGCCAUUAAACCUGUUGAUAGGAGUUGCAAUGUUUUGUUACUAGAGGUUGAGCCAAGAAUGCAAAAUAACGAGUGUAAAUUAUUGCGCAGUAAGAGCCUUGGUCAUCCUCGUUCAGAUUGGGGGUCUAUGAGACGGAUUCAUAGGUCAGAUGAUGGUGGGUUUAGUAGCUCACAAAGGGUGUCUGGAUCAAACAGUUCUGUAGUUGCAUUUGACCGUUUGGCAUUUAAAGACAGACAGGAACUGCUUGAAAUUAUAACGAGUCAAGUAGGUUCAAAGGUUCCUCAUUUAGCUUCGGGUCCACCGUUCCCUCGAUUUGGUGAUGGAGGUGAUGGCUUUAAGAAAGACUUAAAGCUUUUGUCAGAACGACGGUUGCUGCUUUUGAAGAAGUAUCAAAAUGGCGGAGGGUACACGAAUUUGCAGACUAUAUCUAGGGAGGUUGCAAUAGGCAAACUAAAAAAGAGGCUUGAAUCCCCAAGUAGUGGUGAAUUGCUUUAUGGGGAUGAAAUUGUUCAUAUGAACUGUUCGAAUAGAAGAAGUGUUGCCGGUUACCUGAAGGACCUCCUGAAACCGAUACUUGGCAAGUUUAUUUCGACAGGUGGACUUGUAAAUCCAAAAAAGGGUUCAUUGAGAUCGGACCUUAAGCAUUCAUCAGAGCUUCAUGAGUUUCUUUUGUCAGGUGACGUGAUAGGGCUCAGUGUACAUGCCUCGACUGUGAAGCUACCUACUAACAGUGUAUUACCGAAGAUGCGUGAUGACGAACAUGCCCUCUACAAGUUGCCAACAUGGAUCCCAACUUUUGGUCAGGAGUAUGCUGGCUUAUGGGGUGGAACUUUUGGCUGGCCACAUCGAAGAUCUAGUGAAGUCGAGGGAAAAGCCUUGUUCUUUCUUUUGCUUUCUUAUGAAGAAUUGGAGGGGCAACAGCUUCUGAUUGCAACCAGAAUAUUAGAAGGUACCGAGUAUGCUUAUUAUCCAAAUGGUUCGACAAUGUUUACCGUGAAGGUCAACGAUCUAUCAGCGGAUCCAUUCCCGUUAGAGACAGACGGAGAAUUUUCUACUUUGGACAUAAUACAUACUUAUGCAGGAGAAGGUCUAGCGGAAGGUGAUAGCUUUCAGGAUCCUGGAUCUAAACCUGGUUCCUUGUUUGUAAACCAAAAUGGCCUCCUUGCAUUUGUUUGGAAGGAAACUAGAGCUGUCUUAACCCUACAGAGGAUCAACCUGCUAGAUCUCUUGAGGAAAGGUAAAAGGGUUCCUGCUUUACCUCCUACACUGAACUUCACAUUUCAGACGCAGUGGUAUUCGAAUGCACUAACAAGAUUCUCCAACUUCCCUACGGCUGCCAGUUGCCUUUAUAUAGCAGAAUGUUACCCGCCUCGUGUGUAUAAUUGAAUAUUUAGUAUUUCCCCAUCAACGGUUUAUUACUUUGAGAUAUUGCUCGGUGUACAUAUUUCAAUUCUACUCCUCCACUGUCAGAUAAUAAAAAAAAUAUUCCUAGUG
Messenger RNA from Papaver somniferum (opium poppy), 2291 nucleotides. Its product is annotated as F-box protein At5g39450-like. The transcript has a single exon. The coding region runs from base 732 to 2183 and encodes 483 amino acids. NCBI's taxonomy places the organism in Eukaryota, Viridiplantae, Streptophyta, Magnoliopsida, Ranunculales, Papaveraceae. The record is from RefSeq and is a predicted model, not a curated record.